AUGAAAUCAAAUACACUUUUUUCUGUCUUGACUCUUUCCGCAGUCGCUACAACUGUCGUUCUUGGUGCCCCUCAAGAUGCCUCUCGCAUCAGCGCCCAGCACGCUUCUCAUUCGGAUCUCCCCCAUAUUUCUCGCUCCGACUUCCCAACUGAUUUCCCCUCGGGAACUCCUCCCUCAGGAACACCUCCAUCUGGAGGCCCCCGCGGUGGCCCCAGACCAACUGGCACGCCAACAGGUACCCCUCCAGCUCAUCCCACUGACACGCAGAGCGCUGGCGCUUUGAAUGCUCGUGCUGAGGUUCCUACAGGUACCCCUCCCUCAGGUGCUCCCACUGGCACCCCGCCAUCCGGAACUCCACCUUCAGGUUCCCCUACCGGUCCUCAUCCUUCAGGCCCACCACCCUCUGGUAUUCCGCCAUCUGGAACUCCUCCCUCAGGAACUCCCCCAGGUCCUCGUCCAACUGGAACUGAAGCACCUGCCUCUUUGAAUGCCCGUGACAGCAUUCAAACCGGUACUCCGCCAUCAGGAACCCCUCCCACUGACCGUCCCACCGGCACUCCUCCAUCUGGUACUCCUCCUUCAGGUCAUCCCACAGGUGCCCGUCCCACUGGCGCUCCUCCUUCUGGUACUCCUCCUUCUGGAACUCCCCCAGGUCCUCGUCCAACUGGAACUGAAGCUCCAGUUUCAUUGAACGCCCGUGAUACUAUUCCAACCGGUAUUCCACCAUCUGGCGCCCCAACUGGUGUUCCUCCUUCUGGAACUCCUCCAUCAGGCACACCUCCUUCAGGUCAUCCCACAGGUGCCCGUCCCACUGGACCUCCUCCUUCUGGUACUCCUCCAUCCGGAACCCCUCCUCCUCGUCCAACUGGAACUGAAGCUCCAGCUUCAUUAAAUGCCCGUGACAGCAUUCCAACCGGUACUCCGCCAUCAGGAACCCCUCCCACUGACCGUCCCACCGGCACUCCUCCAUCUGGUACUCCUCCAUCUGGUACUCCUCCUUCAGGUCAUCCCACCGGUACCCGUCCCACUGGUGCUCCUCCUUCCGGUACUCCUCCUUCUAGAACUCCUCCUUCUGGAACCCCUCCUCCUCGUCCAACUGGAACUGAAGCUCCAGUUUCAUUGAACGCCCGUGAUACUAUUCCAACCGGUACCCCUCCAUCUGAUGCUCCCACUGAUCGUCCCACUGGCACUCCUCCAUCUGGUACUCCUCCUUCAGGUCGUCCAACUGGUGCCCGUCCCACUGGUGCUCCUCCUUCUGGUGCUCCUCCUUCCGGGACUCCUCCAUCGGGUCCUCGUCCCACCAGUCUCCAAACUGUCUACACGUCUUUUGCUUAA
Messenger RNA from Magnusiomyces paraingens, 1335 nucleotides. RefSeq lists its product as uncharacterized. The transcript has a single exon. NCBI's taxonomy places the organism in Eukaryota, Fungi, Ascomycota, Dipodascomycetes, Dipodascales, Dipodascaceae. The coding region runs from base 1 to 1335 and encodes 444 amino acids. The record is from RefSeq and is a predicted model, not a curated record.